CCAAGUAGGCUUUAGCAACAUUUGAGUACAUUAAUGAACAAAACACACUUAUUUAUAGGUAAUUUUAUAUGAAAAAAAAAAACUAAAGUGUAUUUUUAUAUAAACAACUGCUGUUUUAUUAGCUCAUGACUUUUAGGCAUUGUUAACAAAUGGCAGUCGAUCGAUCAAGUGUUUGCAUUGUUUUCUGCUCAAAGGCAAUCUGAUGAAGUGAGUGAAAAGCUAGGCACUCCGCGUGUGCGUGCGUGUUUGUCUUACCCACUGCUUUUUGUGAUUGGUCGAAAAAAACUUGUUUGUUCCCCUCCAUGCCCACAUGAAUAAAAGAAGACUGCAAGAGCCUAUCGGCGCGCGCGACACCCCUCCUACACCGCGCGCUAAAGUUAUCCACUUCAGCUACUCCCAACCCCUAAGCAGACUUUGUCAUCCAAAACUAUCAGACCUUUUAAGAAAACACCGCAAAGAAUUAAGUAACCGUUGUUCACUCGAGAGCGUUUGGAGUACCCCCUCCCUGGCGCGCGCUGCUACUUGUUCUUGCGGUAGUUAUUUUGCUCAUGACCCCCUCCGCACAAAACGACACUGUUUAUCUUUGUUUGAUUUUUUGGAGGUUUCACAUCCCCGCGAUAGUGUGGCUGGAUAACAAUUUUCUUAUUUUUCCCUUUUUUUGAAAAGAGGACUUGUGAAUUUUAGUCAUUAAGGAAACAUUCAUCAACAAGUCUGGACUUGCUUUCGCAGUUUAAACAUCAGCCUUAUUGUGCCUCGUCCUUUAUUGAAAGUAGAAUGUCAUCUUUACCGGGAACAGUACCGCGAAUGAUGCGACCGGCUCCAGGACAGAACUAUCCCCGCACUGGAUUCCCCUUGGAAGGUUGGUUGGACAGAUGCUCGGUUUCAACUCCUCUGGGUCAAGGUCGAGUCAAUCAGCUUGGCGGAGUUUUCAUCAAUGGCAGGCCUUUGCCAAAUCAUAUCCGCCACAAAAUAGUUGAAAUGGCUCACCACGGCAUCCGUCCCUGCGUGAUCUCCCGACAACUUCGCGUUUCCCACGGUUGUGUGUCCAAAAUCCUCUGCCGGUAUCAAGAAACUGGCUCAAUCCGUCCUGGAGCAAUAGGAGGAAGCAAACCCAGACAGGUGGCAACACCUGACGUGGAAAAACGAAUCGAAGAAUACAAGCGCGAUAAUCCCGGCAUGUUCAGUUGGGAGAUUCGGGAUAAACUGCUGAAGGACGGGGUGUGUGACAGAAGUACAGUUCCCUCAGGUGAGGCCUCAUCUGUAAGUUCUAUCAGUCGGGUUCUUCGUGCGCGAUUUGGCAAAAAAGACGAUGAGGACGACUGUGACAAAAAGGAUGACAGUGGGGAGAAAAAAACUAAGCACAGCAUUGACGGCAUACUGGGAGACAAAGGACGAAUGGAUGAUGGCUCAGACGUGGAGUCUGAACCAGACCUGCCCUUGAAGAGGAAGCAGAGGCGCAGCCGGACCACCUUCACAGCCGAGCAGCUGGAAGAACUGGAGAAGGCCUUUGAAAGGACACACUACCCAGACAUCUACACUAGAGAGGAACUAGCCCAGAGAACCAAGCUCACUGAGGCCAGAGUACAGGUUUGGUUCAGCAAUCGUCGAGCAAGAUGGCGUAAACAAGCUGGAGCCAAUCAACUGGCAGCAUUUAACCACCUGUUACCUGGAGGGUUUCCACCCACAGGCAUGCCCACUUUACCAACAUACCAGCUUCCUGAGUCCACCUAUCCUUCAACAACAUUACCACAAGACGGUAGUGGCACAGUGCAUCGGCCCCAGCCGUUGCCUCCCUCCACCAUGCAUCAGGGCGGGCUCUCGAGCGACAGCAGCUCCGCCUACGGCCUCUCGUCCAACCGCCACAGCUUCUCCAGCUACACCGACACCUUCAUGAGCCAGUCAGCGAGCAGUAAUCACAUGAAUCCCGUGAGCAAUGGACUAUCUCCACAGGUGAUGAGCAUCCUCAGCAACCCUAGUGCUGUGGCCCCUCAGCCCCAGCAUGAGUUUUCCAUCUCCCCCCUGCACAGUGGCCUGGAGGCCUCCAACCCCAUCUCAGCCAGCUGCAGCCAUCGCUCUGAGCCUAUCAAGACUGCUGACAGCCUGCCCUCCUCCCAGUCCUACUGCCCCCCUACGUACAGCACCACCAGCUACAGCGUGGACCCCGUCACUGCGGGCUACCAGUACAGUCAGUACGGCCAGACUGCGGUGGAUUACCUGGCUAAGAAUGUGAGCUUGUCCACACAGAGAAGGAUGAAGCUCGGCGAGCACUCAGCUGUGCUCGGACUGCUACAGGUGGAGACGGGACAGGCGUAUUGAUGCAUUUCGAACUGAACAUCCAC
Cyprinus carpio (common carp) is the source of this 2339-nucleotide messenger RNA. RefSeq names its product paired box protein Pax-7-like. Gene Ontology annotation, molecular function: RNA polymerase II cis-regulatory region sequence-specific DNA binding; DNA-binding transcription factor activity, RNA polymerase II-specific. Gene Ontology annotation, biological process: regulation of transcription by RNA polymerase II; anatomical structure development. NCBI's taxonomy places the organism in Eukaryota, Metazoa, Chordata, Actinopteri, Cypriniformes, Cyprinidae. The record is from RefSeq and is a predicted model, not a curated record.